Candidula unifasciata is the source of this 2895-nucleotide messenger RNA. The record is from the annotation of a GenBank genome assembly. Lineage: Eukaryota; Metazoa; Mollusca; Gastropoda; Stylommatophora; Geomitridae.
AUGCUGACAACUGAGCUUGCUCAAACAAUGACGGAUAAUCCACAAGGAGCACAGCAAAAUGUCUCGGGUGAAGAUAGCCGCCCACUUGAACGAGAAAGUCAAGCCAUGCGCAGUGUGGUGAGAAGCAUGGUAGCCAACAUGGAGCACGUGAUCAACGACUUACAAGGUAUCAUGGGGGAUAUCCAAUCUCUCGUGGUACAGAUUGAUACUGUGACUGAUCAAAUCGACAAGCAGUGCGGGGCACACCUGGAUGGUUCAGAUAACCCCAGCAGAUCACAGUAUUGUGUCCGCAGACCACAUUUUGUGCACGGAACUCAACUGUGCACAGGAUCUGUACACAACGCAAUAUACUCACAAGUCGAUUCUGAGAAAAGUUCAGCAUCAGAAAAUAUGCCGGCGACAAACAACUGUUCCCGUCAUAGCGUCGUGCGAGUCAAAGCGUUUCGCAGAGACUCACCUGCAGAAGAACCAAACUCCCAGGAUUAUGAGCAGCCCAUAUGCCAAAGCGGAGUCUCCAUUAGUUUAGAUCAAAAGAAGGAUGCACGGUUGCCUUGUUCAUCCAGAAGCUUCAGUCACUUCUCCAAAGAAAGUAGCCAUAUCGUUUCUCCAAGUGGAGGUAUUGCUAUAGUUUAUCCAACUAUUAAAAGCAACCCAGUCGCUUCUUCAGAUACUGAGCCGACAAACGAGGGAUGUGAUGUAAAGAAGAUUUCAGUUGGCGGCUUGCAUUUACAGAAUAGCUCACCACUAAAGCGAAGGAGUUUACUCAAUAAACCACUGCAAAUAUUUUCCAAACUACUUUUUCACGACAACGAAUCAACAGAAAAUAAACAGACGGCAGCUAAACAAAGACACGGUGUCACAUCAGUUUAUAAUAUGUCUUUUCAGCCUGUGACUCCUACUGAACAGCGUUCCCCUAUUAUUUCUCCAGGUCAUAAAAGCCCUCAUUUACAGACAUCAAUGUAUGACAUUUUGAAGUCCUCCACCUCUAGCAGAGCUGCCUUGCAGGACGGUAAACCUCACAGAAUUAGCUGUCCGACUCCUGAGAAAAGCUAUAUCUCCAGCAGCCCAAGUCAUAAAUACUGUACUAUAGGAGGGUCUCUGUCUAAAAGCCUACAGACGCACUACGAGUCGUCAGUGCAAAACCAAAAUGUUCUCGCAAGCCCACUUCUAAAACGUUCUUCUGCGAGGGCCGUUUACAGCAAAGUCCUUGGCUCUCCUGCUAGCAGCCGGAGGUCCCCUGGUACAUUCCGCAGACUGGGAAGAGAGAACUAUUAUUUCAGUAUAGAGAGUGACUUAGAUUCAGAAGCUCUCAUUGAGAAUAUAGACAACCGCAGCUUGACUCCAGACAUUGACUGGUCAUAUCUGAACCUCUUUGGAAGCGAACAGUUUACUGGUAACCAAACGCGAAUUUUCCACACUCCAGAGAGCGACCAUGGCUAUGAAAUCCCUGUGGUUCCCACUAAAGUAACUCAGCAGUUCCAGCUUCUUCAAACUAGUCCAGAUGUUGUAGGUAGACUUCCAGUAAUCAAAAUACAGCCAGUAUCGACAGCAGAACCUUACCUUUUGAGUGACUCGAAUAUCUCGCUCCAGCUUCACAAUGUUGUGGACGAAGUGUACACACAUCCGGUCAUGGCUCAUAUAUUCUGUAGCGAAGUCAGUUCUUUCAAAACAAGUGGAUAUUGUGGCUGGUAUGAAUCUGUUAUGGAUUCGGUUUUAGAAAACGUUGCCGGUUUUGAGUCGUUUGAAGAGGCCUGUGAAGACUUUGAAAACAGUGAGACUCUAAAUGAGACCUAUAUAAGCUUUGAAGACCAAUUUGAAGAGGAUGAUUGGGAUAUGGGCAUGGAAUCAGAAGACCAGUUUGGAUUUGGAUUGCAUCCCUUUGAUUUUCAAACCCUGUAUGGUUUUGGUGGGUUAUUUGCGAGGUUGCAAGUAAUAGACGACAAUAGUAAUUUAUUUUCUGGCAGAAAUAACUUAGCUUCUGUUAGCAGAUCGCCACUUUAUACAAAAAAUAACGAUAGAGGAAAUCGGUUACUGGUGAGAGAUUUAGACAAAGGUAAUGAGGCUAGCAUCGAAAACGUUAGGCAGCAAAGAUCGUCGACAACUUUUACAGAUACAGACAUAUUUGAAGACCUUUCUUUUGCAGACAAUGCAGGGAAAUCGUUUACAGAUGACGACUGUUGCGCAAUAAAACCUAGCGUCACAGACCAACAUCAGAACUUUAUUCUAUGGCAGAAAGCCUUAGUUCCCAGAGACCUUCGCCUGCUCAGCGAUGGAACCAAGAGUAUGAGUGUCACGGAGUGUGAAACGGAAAUGUCAUCAUCAGACGACACCUCGUGCCAGGCUGUUGGAACAGGGUCGCCAAUGUCAUUUAGCUCACCUGAAGGGAUCCUAACGUCUCCCGACACUGACCGCUUUGUUACGUCAUCUGAAGGCGACGAUCUGUUUACAUCACAAGAAGAUGCCUACUUUCAUUUCUCGGAAACACAAGACAAUGCUAAUGUAUCCGCUGCCAGAGCAACCAUGCUGCAGUUAAGACGGGAAUUUUUCGAAUCACUGUACAAUGUUUGCGAAAGGAGAGAGAAAGAAAUGUCACAAGAUAGUGAAUCAAAGUUAGCAGCUGAAGAAAGAGAUCGAUAUGACCCGAGUUUCCCAAGGAUUGAUAACAGCCGAGACAACGUGUCUGAAACUGGUAGCUACCAAGAAGACGUCACAAGUUACAACAAGAGCAUCAAUACAUGGACGGCAUACGCCAUGGUUCACCUGCAAGCAGACGAUAUAUCAGACAGUACUUCAGACAUCUUCAAUGAGAAUAACAUUAACUGCAGCAUGACAUCUUCCUACCUGGAUGCUGAUAACAUCGGCAGUGCCCCAGAAAAUCAAGGGUUAAUUUGUUAG